This is a messenger RNA of Amborella trichopoda, 369 nucleotides long. RefSeq names its product auxin-responsive protein SAUR76. Gene Ontology annotation, biological process: response to auxin. NCBI's taxonomy places the organism in Eukaryota, Viridiplantae, Streptophyta, Magnoliopsida, Amborellales, Amborellaceae. The record is from RefSeq and is a predicted model, not a curated record.
AUGAAAGGCGGAAAGUUUGGGAAGAUCAAGGGAAUGCUAAAGAGGUGGCAGAGCCUUGGAAGAAUGUCCCGCUCUGGGAGCAGUAUUUCAUCUAUGCCCCGCAAUAUGAUGGUCUCUGACUCUGGCGAGGGCAUGGCCGGAAAUUACCGUGAAGUCUACGUCGGAAAGUCGAGGAGGCGCCUGCUCGUAAGCCAUGAGGUGUUGAACCACCCUGUUGUCCGGGAACUAGUAGGCGAGCCGGAGGUUGACGGUGGUGUUCCCGUAGUUGGUUGCGAAUUGGUGCUCUUCGAGCACCUCCUCUGGAUUCUGGAAAAUUCCGACCACUCGCCUGAAAGUUUGGACGAGCUCGUCGAUCUCUACGCUUGCUGA